This is a messenger RNA of Salpingoeca rosetta, 1244 nucleotides long. RefSeq lists its product as uncharacterized. The coding region runs from base 14 to 1069 and encodes 351 amino acids. The transcript has 10 exons. The record is from RefSeq and is a predicted model, not a curated record. Lineage: Eukaryota; Choanoflagellata; Craspedida; Salpingoecidae.
AACGGCAACGGCGAUGAACGACAUGGCACACCAAGCACAUCACCAAGCACAUCAUCAAGCAAGGGCGUGUGCGCUGCGUGUCGCAGAGGCACUGGCGCAGCUUGGAUACGGGGCCAAUACCAGUGGUCGGAGUGGGCUUGGCGAGGAACACAUCACGGCACAGCAUGUCUUUGACGAAGCAGAGACACACUGGGACUCGCUUCUCAGGUGGAUCUUCAACGCUGCUGGCCUGAGUGUCGAUAGCGCGUCAGACUACGUAGACACGUGCGUACUGCUGGGUUUGUGCAGCCGGGAAGCAGCAACAAAGUCACUGCCAUCAUUUGACGGCUUCAAGGCAUCGCCCACCUCAUCGACGCUAAUGCAGCGCAUGCAGUUCUUGGACGACCUCACUGCGAUUGCUGUUGUCCUGCGCGAGGACACCAACGACGUCAGCGACACGUGGCAGCAGGAUGCAGCGUUGCUCGAGCAGCUUUCGCGUGAGGAGGAUCUGGACCGAUUGUUUCCGGAAACAUGUCAGCUUUUCCCUGCAGACUUUCCCAUGGACGACUCCCAAACGGCGCAGGAAGCGCUGCGUGCGUUGAAGAGAGAAAACGACAGUUUGGAGACGCAAUUGGCGGAAAUCCAGCAGCAGCUCACCGCAAUUCACGCCGGCAGACGACACAAGAUGAUUGAUGACUCUGCACUGCACACAAAACUUCGCCAGCUCGACGUGUCUCUCAGAACUCUUUCCCAGGUGGCGGAGAACUUCCAAUUCACGUACAGCGAUUACAUCAGCACUCGUCCAAACAGGGUGCCUGAGAACACGGACUUGGUGUCAUCGCUGGACACCGUGUCAACAGCAGCGCUGGCCCUCUCAAACUCUCUGUCGAGCCUUGUGCACGUGCCUGAGGCGCUGGAUGCGAGUGCACUGCAUGAGUCAGACACGAGCCAACUGCUGCAAGUGCUGGCAUCGUGCAAGACGGCCACAGCGAACCUGCUUGCUGCUUCAGCCAUCACCAACACAGCAUCAGGCACAUCCCACCCUUCCACGCCUUCCCGCCACGCACCUGCCAAUGACCUCUUCAUGUAGUGCACACCACCUUUGCAAGCACGCAGCGCAUCAACUUUGGAAAUUCAAUUUGCUCGUGUGUGCGUGUGUCAGCUUUCAUUCUUUAGAACAAAUUGCACCACAAUCAAUACAGUUCACACGGCACCUGCCGAAGAACGCCACCCAACAAGCUUAAAACCACACCAACACGCUCACC